Molecule: messenger RNA, 1053 nt
Organism: Closterium sp. NIES-67
Lineage: Eukaryota; Viridiplantae; Streptophyta; Zygnematophyceae; Desmidiales; Closteriaceae
Source: the annotation of a GenBank genome assembly
UCCGCAACGAGUGCCUACCUGCCGCCUUCCAGCCCAAUAUGAUUAACUGGCAGGCUGGACCUACCGUGCCGUUGGAACCUGCGAGGAGGCUCGGUUUUCGGCACGAUAGUGAGGGGCGAAGGGUUCCUGAGAAAGCGAGGGAUGGAGAGGUGGUAUUUGUGCAGCUGAUGAACAAGUUUGUGAAGCUAGAGCCCUUUUUUGGGGAGCUAGAAGGGGCGGUGAAUAUCCGCAUGGUGAGCAACCGCGGCGUGCUGACGUGGCUGCAGACUAAGGCGGAGGGCGCGUGGGCGGAGAGGUUUAGGGCGAUGGGCUUUCGCCUGCCGUAUGCGCUCGGGUGCGCCGUCCGAUUCCUCAUGAAGCCGAGGCCAGAGGUACAGGAACUAUUCCACAGCAUAGAGCUGCAGCUGAGGACGCCGCCCCCAACGGGGAGAGGAGAGAGGCGGCGGGGCGUCGCGACGCUGGGGAUUCACAUCCGGGUGAAGGAUGCGGUGGUGUGGGAGGGCGACAGGGGCGCGCCCAAGGAGCUGAGUGCCGAGAUGGUGCAGAAGCUUGUUGGGAGCGCCAGCAGAUGGCUCCACUGCGCUAGGCGUGUGGAGUCGUACUGGUUCCCCUCGUCGCUUACUGUCCGUUGGAUGCUCAUCACCAACUCAGCUCAACUGAAGGCCGCCCUCAAAUCAGAUUUCCCCGACAAGGUGAUCACAACAGACUUCAUACCUCGGCAUUCCAACAGCCUCAGCUCGGAUUCCCCUGGCAGCCAUGGCAACAGCUCGGCUCGAAGAUUGGGGGCGAUUGCCGAAGAGCAACAAGACGAGGAGAAGCGUGAGAGGGAAAGAUUGUUCCAAGAGGUGGUAACCGAGUGGUUGCUGCUGGCCUCUUGCGAUGCGUAUAUUAUUUCACGGUCGGGUUAUUCAAGCACAGCUGUGUAUUAUGCCAAGAGACCCAUGGCUGCUUUUGAUACAGAUAAUUGUGACCCUGAGAUGCCUUUGCAGGCGGUAUAUAAUCCAGGGCAGGCUCGAGGUAGGGUUUAAGAAACGUUGUUACAUUAGUCCUCAU